GUUCGGCUCCUAUAAAGUCAGGUCUGCUCCUCUUCAUUCAUUCCCCCGCCAGCCCCGCCGGCAGCAGCACGUCCGGCCCUUGCAGAGGAGCUGGGAAUCCUGCCCCGGAUUCCUGCAGGAUGCUCAUGAGCGGAGCGAUGCCGCGGAUGGCCGCCCUCACCUGCCUGCAGCUCCUGCUGCUGCUGCGGGCCGCGCAUUGCCGGCCCCACGCGUGGGACCAGGACAGGCUGCAGCUGGAGGCGGUCAAAAAGGCGAUCCUGGAGCGGCUGGGGAUGGCGGCUCCCCCCGCCAUCCGGCACCGGCCGGACCCGGAGAGCAUCCAGAGAGCGCAGCGGCUCUACCGGAGGGCAGCGGCGGAGCUGGCCGGCAACCGGAGCCGGGAGGAGGAGGAGGAGGAGGAAGGGGAGGAAGCCGUGCCCAGGCUGCACCGCCUGACCCCCACCUUGCUGCCCUGGCUGGACAUCCCCGAGGGACACCGGGACGCGCAGGGACAGCGGGAGCCCCUCGGUCCCCACCGCUACCACCUGCUGCUGUCCCGCACCGCCGAUUUCCAGCGGCAGCUCCGCGUGGUGCGGGCGGAGCUGAAGCUCCUCCGGCAGCCGCUGUCCCCUCCCGCCGCCUCGGUGCCACCUCGUGUCACCAUCUCCGCCCUGCCGGGCGCUGGGGGCUCCGCUCAGGUGCUGCAGAGCCAGGAUCUGCAGGAUUCCCUCAUUCUGGACCUGACAGGAGCCAUCGGGCCCUGGCUGGCCGGGCCCGAGCCCUCGCUGCGCCUGCAGCUGGAGUUCAGCACCGACGUCUCGGCAGCGCUGGCCACCUCCGAGGGGAAGACGCUGGAGCUGGAGGUGCAAACCCUGGAGAAACCAGCCCGGGCGGCCAGGAGAGCCCGGGGGCUGCAGGAGGAGUGCGGGAAGGGCGACGGGAGGUGCUGCCUGAAGUCGCUCCGGGUCUCCUUCCAGGACAUCGGCUGGGCCGACUGGGUGGUGGCGCCCAGCAGUUACCACAUGCGGUUCUGCGAGGGCUCCUGCCCGCACAACUACAAACCGGCCAGCAUGCACGCCCAGAUCCAGUCCCGGGUGCAUUCGCUGUCCAAGGCGGCGCCUCCUCCCUGCUGCGUCCCCGCCGGCUACGACCCCAUGGUGCUGAUGCACCUGGACGGCCAGGGCAGGCUGGUGUCCACCCUCUUCGAGGACAUGCUGGUCACCGGGUGCCACUGUGCCUGACAGCUGCAGCUGUGCCCAUCCCGGGGGGGCACAGCCAUCCUGGCAGCUCCAGCAUCGCAAAAUCCACGUCCUGGGGCACCCUGAGCUCAGCUCCAGCAUCCCAAAAUCCUCAUCCUGUGGCACUGAAUUACUCAUCUCCAGCCCUGGAUCCACUCAGCCAUGGAGUUUCCACUGUCAGCAUCCCAAAAUCCACAUCCUGGGGCACCCUGAGCUCAGCUCCAGCAUCCCCAAAUCCAGAUCCUGUGGCACCAAGUGACUCCACACCAGCCCUGGAUCCACUCAGCCAUGGGCUCUCCAGCAUCAGCAUCCCCAAAUCCAGAUCCUGUGGCACCAAGUGACUCCACACCAGCCCUGGAUCCACUCAGCCAUGGGCUCUCCAGCAUCAGCAUCCCCAAAUCCAGAUCCCAUGGCACCAAGUGACUCCAACCAGACCUGGCUCUGCUUCAGCCCUGGGGUCUCCAGCUCUGCCACCCAGCCCAGCCCCAGCAUCUCCAGUUGUGACCUCUCUACCAAAAGAACUGAUUCCUCUGUCUCUUCUCCAAUUUAAAUCCAUAUUUUAUUGAGCAGGUGGGUUCUUCCCACCCAAGAGACCCCCGAUGGGCUGGGGUGGGUCUGUGCCCAGGUGUCCAUGUCCCACUCCAAACCCUCUUUGCUCAGAGACUUAUUUAUGCAACCCAGUUAUUUAUUUCUAACUUAUUGUAUUUUAUAGCAAAAUAUCCCUUUUUUAGGG
Molecule: messenger RNA, 1950 nt
Organism: Zonotrichia leucophrys gambelii
Lineage: Eukaryota; Metazoa; Chordata; Aves; Passeriformes; Passerellidae
Gene: GDF15
Product: growth differentiation factor 15
Exons: 2
Coding region: 120-1220 (366 amino acids)
Cellular component (GO): extracellular region
Molecular function (GO): growth factor activity; cytokine activity
Source: RefSeq, a predicted model, not a curated record